This is a messenger RNA of Prunus armeniaca (apricot), 996 nucleotides long. The record is from the annotation of a GenBank genome assembly. NCBI's taxonomy places the organism in Eukaryota, Viridiplantae, Streptophyta, Magnoliopsida, Rosales, Rosaceae.
AUGUGGUGCUUUCUUUUGGCAUUUGUUUCUCUGUUGUUGUUGUCCUCCAUCCAAGGAGGCACAGCAGAGCAGUGUGGGAGGCAAGCAGGGGGUGCUCUGUGUCCAGGAGGGCAAUGCUGCAGCAAGUAUGGGUGGUGUGGCACUGCACCUGAUUACUGCAGCACUGGUUGCCAAAGCCAAUGUGGCAGCGGUGGUGGUGACGGUGACAUUGGUAGCCUUGUGUCACGUAACACCUUUAAUCAGAUGCUUAAGCAUAGGAAUGAUGGUGGUUGCCCAGCUAAGGGGUUUUAUACCUAUGAUGCUUUCAUUGCAGCUGCCAAGUCCUUCCCUAACUUUGCUAAAACUGGAGAUGCUGCCGCCCAAAAAAGGGAAAUUGCUGCUUACUUAGCCAUGAAACUACAGGGCAUGACCAGUGUCAAUUUUUUGAUACAAUUUGCUACCAUUUUCAUUUCAUACAAACUAUAUGGGGUUGGGCAAGUGCACCUGAUGGACCAUAGUCUUGGGGGUAUUGCUAUCUCAAGGAACAAAACCCUGGAUCUUAUUGUGCCUGGGAUCCUAAUUACCCGUGUGCUGCUGAAUAAUUAUGUGUAUUUGGACUAUAGGAACCACAACCAUGGACAGUGUGGAAAAGCAAUAGGGGCGGACCUGUUGACCAACCCAGACCUAGUUGCUACAGACCCUGUUAUUUCAUUCAAGACAGCACUCUGGUUCUGGAUGACCCCUCAGUCACCCAAGCCCUCAUGCCAUGAUGUGAUCACCAGGAGAUGGAACCCGUCUGGAGCCGACAAGUCAGCGGGUACCGGUUACGGGGUCACUACAAACAUCAUUAACGGUGGACUUGAAUGUGGUAAGGGCUGGAAUGCUAAGGUGGAGGAUCGCAUUGGGUUUUAUAAGAGGUACUGUGACUUGCUUGGAGUUGGCUAUGGCAACAACCAGAAGCCUUUUGGGUCCGAUCUCAAUGUUAUUCAAUUGCCUGAAAUUUUUUGUACCCAAUAG